AUGUUCCCAACGCUACCGACCGACACGAGCUACACCCUCUACUCGCGCCGACACCGGCACGGACGCGACAUCAAGGCCGGCGACAUCGUCAUCUUCGAGAACCCCGUGUUCCUGCGCGGUCUGGCCAUCAAGCGCGUGAUAGGCAUGCCGGGGGACUACGUCGUGCACGACCCCUCUCAGAGCCCGACAGUCGGAGGAGCACCCGUUGACGACGGGACCGCGACGCGGGCCUCCGAGGCGAGUGCGAGUGCGAGUGCGAGUACGGCUGCGGGUUCGACCCCUCCCCCGGCAGAACCUACAAUGGUCCAAGUCCCCGAGGGCCAUGUGUGGGUGGCCGGCGACAACCUGGCGUAUAGUAGGGACUCGAGGUUUUACGGACCCCUGCCCAUGGCGCUCAUACAGGGAAAGUGCUUGUACAACGGGGAUGGCUGGUUCAGUUGGAGGGAUAUAAGGGACACGGGCCUGCAGCCUGUCCCGGGGGGAGAAGAGUCGGACUGA
Messenger RNA from Exophiala spinifera, 498 nucleotides. Its product is annotated as signal peptidase I. The transcript has a single exon. Lineage: Eukaryota; Fungi; Ascomycota; Eurotiomycetes; Chaetothyriales; Herpotrichiellaceae. The record is from RefSeq and is a predicted model, not a curated record. Gene Ontology annotation, cellular component: mitochondrial inner membrane peptidase complex; membrane. Gene Ontology annotation, molecular function: serine-type endopeptidase activity. The coding region runs from base 1 to 498 and encodes 165 amino acids.